This is a messenger RNA of Carcharodon carcharias (great white shark), 9476 nucleotides long. RefSeq names its product filamin-B (gene flnba). Lineage: Eukaryota; Metazoa; Chordata; Chondrichthyes; Lamniformes; Lamnidae. The transcript has 47 exons. Gene Ontology annotation, biological process: actin cytoskeleton organization. The record is from RefSeq and is a predicted model, not a curated record. The coding region runs from base 269 to 8176 and encodes 2635 amino acids. Gene Ontology annotation, molecular function: actin filament binding.
UGGGGGAUCAGAGCUUAAAUCAGCUCCAGUUCCUUGUUGCUUUACACACCACCCUGUUUAAAAACAGCCACGCGCUUUCUUUCAAGGAUUUUCAAAGGACUUGAGCGCAGAAAGAUCCCAGUUUACCGGCGGACCGGUGCAGCGCAAAAAAAAAGGAAACAGAUAGUUUGUCAAAUUCAGUUGGUCCCAGCGCUGGGGGUGGCUGCACACCGAAGCUGCAGGCUGUGAAAUUCCCGGAAGUGGAGCGAGUUAAAAAGGAGGUGGCACUAUGAGCACGCAUGUGCAGAGGAGGGAGCCAGAGCAGUAUUUUCAGCAGCAGCAACAAGGGGACAAAGACGUCGAGAUGCCGGUGACCGAGAAGGAUUUGGCCGACGACGCUCCGUGGAAGCGGAUUCAGCAGAACACGUUCACAAGGUGGUGUAACGAGCACCUGAAAUGUGUGAACAAGCGCAUCCACAACCUGCAGAGCGACCUGGCGGACGGGCUGCGGCUCAUUGCCCUGCUCGAGGUGCUGAGCCAGAAGAAAAUGUACCGCAAGUAUCACCAGAGACCCACCUUCAGACAAAUGCAGCUGGAGAACGUGUCCGUGGCGCUCGAGUUCCUCGAUAAGGAGAAUAUCAAACUGGUGUCUAUCGACAGCAAAGCCAUUGUGGAUGGGAAUCUGAAACUCAUUCUAGGACUCAUAUGGACUUUGAUUCUUCACUACUCGAUUUCCAUGCCUGUUUGGGAUGAUGAAGGAGCUGAUGACACUAAAAACCAGACACCCAAACAGAGACUAUUGGGAUGGAUUCAGAAUAAGCUGCCUGAUUUACCAAUCACCAACUUCAGCAAUGAUUGGAAAGAUGGAAAAGCCUUGGGUGCUCUGGUUGAUAGCUGUGCUCCAGGUUUGUGCCCUGACUGGGAGAUCUGGGAUGCAGCCAAACCAGUAGAUAAUGCACGUGAAGCUAUGCAGCAAGCAGAUGACUGGCUUGGAGUUCCACAGGUGAUUGCCCCAGAGGAAAUCAUACACCAAAAUGUUGAUGAACAAUCAGUGAUGACUUAUCUGUCACAGUUCCCCAAAGCCAAACUUAAACCUGGAGCCCCCUUGAAACCCAAGUUGAAUCCCAAGAAAGCAAGGGCUUAUGGCCCAGGAAUUGAGCCUGUGGGUAAUGUUGUGAUGCAUCCUGCUACAUUCACUGUUGAAACAAUCAGUGCUGGGCAAGGUGAGGUGAUGGUCUUUGUGGAUGAUCCAGAGAAUCACCGAGAGGAGGCAAAGGUGACCAAUAACAAUGACAAGAACAAGACUUACUCUGUGGUUUAUGUACCAAAGGUUGUGGGAUGUCAUAAGGUAACAGUUUUGUUUGCUGGACAGCACAUAUCUAAGAGUCCUUUUGAAGUCAACAUUGACAAGGCCCAAGGUGAUGCCAGUAAAGUGACUGCAAGAGGACCUGGUUUGGAAUCGGCAGGAAACAUUGCCAAUAAGCCAACCUACUUUGAUAUUUAUACAGCAGGUGCUGGAGUUGGCAAAAUUGCAGUGGUGAUAGUGGACCCUCAGGGUAAUACCAACACUGAAUUAACGAUUGAAGAUAAGGGGAACAAUAAUUAUCGGUGCAGUUACAGACCUGUGCAAGCAGGGCACCACACAAUCCAAAUUGCAUUUGCUGAAUCACCAAUACCUAAGAGUCCAUACUCUGUCACUGUAGGUGAAGCUUGUAACCCCAAUGCUUGUCGUGCUACUGGACGUGGCCUACAACCUAAAGGACUGAGAAUUCGCCAAGUUGCUGACUUUAAAGUUUAUACUAAAGGAGCUGGAAGUGGUGACCUGAAAGUGAUGGUAAAGGGACCAAAAGGCUUGGAGCAGCCUGUGAAGCAAAAGGAUCUUCUGGAUGGAGGGGAUGCCUUUUCCUAUGAGUACUAUCCUGUCACACCUGGGAAACACAUUGUCACUAUUACAUGGGGUGGCCAUAACAUUCCCAGGAGUCCUUUUGAAAUUCAGAUUGGACCUGAAGCAGGUCCUCAAAAAAUACGAGCCUGGGGACCUGGCCUUGACGGAGGAGUUGUUGGCAAGUCAGCAGACUUUGUAGUAGAAACUAUUGGAACAGAUGUUGGUGUGCUAGGUUUUGCAGUAGAGGGUCCCUCUCAAGCUAAGAUUGAAUGUGAUGAUAAGAGUGAUGGCUCCUGUAAUGUAAGCUAUUGGCCAACGGAACCUGGAGAAUAUGCAGUGCAUGUUUUGUGUGAUGAUGAGGACAUCGUGGACAGUCCUUUCAUGGCCACCAUCCAACCUGCAUCAAGUGCCUUCCAUCCUGAUAAGGUUAAAGCCUAUGGUCCUGGCUUGGAGAAAACUGGUUGCAUUGUUCACAAACCAGCUGAGUUCACAGUGGAUGCUAAAGAUGCUGGGAAGGCUCCACUGAAAAUUUACGCACAAGAUUCAGAGGGUAUUCCUAUCAAUGUUCAAGUAAAGAAUAAAGGCGAUGGAAUAACAAACUGCUGCUACACUCCUACCAAGCCAAUCAAACACACUGUUGCAGUUGCUUGGGGAGGAGUCAAUGUUCCCAACAGCCCAUUCAGAAUUAAUAUUGGUCAGGGGAGCCAUCCACAAAAGGUCAAGGUUUUUGGUCCAGGUGUCGAAAGAACUGGUUUGAAAGCUAAUGAGCCGACUCAUUUUACUGUGGAUUGCACAGAAGCUGGGGAAGGUGAUGUCAGUGUUGGCAUAAAAUGUGAUGCUCGUGUAAUUAGUGAAUCUGAGGAGGACAUCGAAUUUGACAUAAUUACCAAUCCUAAUGAUACUUUCACGGUGAAGUAUAUGCCACCAGCUGCUGGGCGUUACACCAUUAAAGUGCUAUUUGCUGGUCAGGAAAUUCCAAUUGGUUCUUUCAGAGUUAAAGUGGAUCCGUCACACGAUGCCAGCAAAGUUAAGGCUGAUGGUCCAGGAUUAAAUAAAACUGGAGUAGAACUUGGGAAGCCAACCCAUUUCACUGUGUUUACAAAGGGUGCUGGGAAGGCACCACUUCACACACGCUUCAGUGGACUUGCAAAAGGAGAUGCUGUCUGUGAUUUUGAAAUAAUUGACAAUUAUGACUACUCUCAGACAGUCAAGUAUACACCACUACAGCAGGGCAACAUGGGAAUUGCUGUGACCUAUGGCGGUGAUCCAAUUCCUAAGAGUCCCUUCAACAUAGAAGUAGCAUACCCACUUGACAUGAACAAGAUCAUGGUUAAUGGUCUUGAGAACAGAGUAGAAGUUGGGAAAGAUCAGCAGUUCACCAUAAACACAAAGGGAGCAGGGGGCCAAGGUAAAGUGGAUGUGGUGAUCUCCAGCCCUUCCCAGAAACCUGUGCCCUGUGUGGUGGAGUCAGUUACCAGUAAGGAUGCUUGUGUUGCCAAGUACAUCCCCAAGGAAGAAGGACUAUACAUGGUAGAUGUAAUGUAUGACAGGAAUCCAAUUGUAGGCAGCCCAUUCACUGUGGAAGCUGAACUACCUCCAGAUCCUUCAAAGGUAAAGGCCUAUGGGCCGGGCCUUGUAAGUGGUGUUGUCGGCAAAUCUGCCGAGUUCACCAUAGAUACCAAAGGAGCCGGCACUGGUGGGUUGGGUCUCACUGUGGAAGGUCCAUGUGAAGCCAAAAUUGAGUGCUCAGACAAUGGGGAUGGAACUUGUUCAGUCUCUUAUUUACCAAACGAAGCUGGUGAAUAUCUUAUUAAUAUUCUGUUUGAAGAAGUUCACAUUCCAGGCUCUCCAUUCAAGGCAGAUGUGAAAUUGCCCUUUGACCCUUCCAAAGUUAUUGCCUCUGGUCCUGGUUUGGAACAUGCUAAAGUUGGAGAAGCUGGACUAUUUACUGUUGACUGUUCAAAAGCUGGUCCUGGCCAAUUGACCAUUGAACCAGUAUCAGAUAAAGGUGUUCAGGCUGAAGCCCAUAUUCAGGAUAAUGGUGAUGGCACUCACACAGUCAGCUACAUUCCACUUCAGCAAGGUCUACACACAAUUGCACUGAAGUAUGGAGGGCAAUCUGUGCCCAAAUUUCCAGUACAGUUGCAGGUGGACCCAGCAGUUGAUACAAGUGGUGUAAAAGUAUAUGGACCUGGAAUCGAAGGACGUGGAGUUUUCUGUGAUGCUACAACUGACUUUACAGUGGAUGCGAGUUCAUUGACCAAGAUGGGAGGAAACCACAUCAAAGCAGGCAUCAUAAAUCCUUCAGGAGCUCGCACCGAUUGUCUGAUUAAGGAUAAUGGAAAUGGGACAUAUGCAGUGGAAUACACUCCAUAUGAAAAAGGUAUGCACUCUGUUGAUGUAACCUAUGACAAUGCGCCAGUUAUGAAUAGCCCAUUCAAGGUAGGAGUCACAGAAGGAUGUGACCCGUCACGUGUCUCAGCAAGUGGACCUGGACUUCAGGAGGGCUUGACCAACAAACUGAAUAAAUUCUCUGUAGUAACAAGAGGGGCAGGUACUGGUGGCCUUGGGAUUACUGUUGAAGGACCUUCAGAGGCAAAGAUCUCUUGUAAGGACAACAAAGAUGGCAGCUGCAGUGUUGAAUACACCCCUUACACCCCUGGAGAUUAUGAUUUGAAUAUUACCUAUGGAGGGCAGCACAUAACUGGUAGUCCAUUUAAGGUACCAGUCAAAGAUGUUGUGGAUCCAAGCAAAGUGAAGUGUAGUGGGCCUGGGCUGAGUUCAGGAGUACGAGCCAAAGUUCCACAACAUUUCACAGUGGACUGUAGCAAGGCUGGAAAAGCUCCCCUUCAUGUAACUCUGUUAGGACCAAAAGGCAUAAUUGAGCCUGCUGAGGUUAUUGACAAUGGUGAUGGCACUUACACCGUCAGCUACACACCUUCACUUGAAGGGUCACAUUCAGUUUCUGUCCAGUAUGGAGACGAAGACAUUCCUCGCAGUCCUUUCAGGGUUAAGGUGCUGCCAACUCAUGAUGCCAGCAAAGUGAAAGCCAGUGGACCAGGCCUUAAUUCUUCUGGUGUACAAGCUAGUUUACCUGUGGAAUUUACCAUUGAUGCCAAAGAUGCUGGAGAAGGACUCCUUUCAGUACAUGUAACUGAUCAAGAAGGGAAGCCAAAGAAAGCUAAUAUCCACAAUAAUAAUGAUGGCACCUACAAAGUUUCCUACAUACCAGACAAGGCUGGACGUUACACCAUUGUAAUCAAAUACGGAGGUGAUGAGAUCCCAGCAUCUCCUUACCGAAUCCGUGCAGCAGCUACUGGUGAUGCCAGCAAGUGUACAGUGUCAGGUUCUGGCCUUGGGCCCACCGUUCAGCUGGGAGAAGAACUGGGAAUGAAGGUAGAUGCGAAAACUGCAGGCAAGGGCAAAGUCACCUGCACAAUCUGCACCCCUGAUGGGACUGAAGUGGAGGCAGAUGUUAUUGAAAAUGAUGAUGGAACUUAUAACAUCUUCUAUACAGCACCUGAAAAAGGAACCUAUAUUGUUUAUGUCCGCUUUGGAGGAGUGGAUGUUGCCAACAGCCCAUUCAGUGUAGUGGCCACAGAUGAAGUUCCAAUAGUGCCACAGCAGCUGGUACAGCAGCAGCAGCAAUCUCUAAAUGCAUAUCCCCCUGGCUUCCAACCCUGGGUUCUUGAUGGAGCCUAUACACCAGUUGAUGGAAUGGAUGGCCUGGGCUUGAAACCUUUUGAUGUUGUCAUUCCUUUUGCUCUCAGGACAGGGAACAUCACAGGUGAAGUUCACAUGCCUUCAAAAAAAACUGCUAAGCCUGAAAUCAUUGAUAAUAAGGAUGGCACCGUGACUGUCAAAUAUGCUCCAACUGAGGCUGGACUACAUGAGAUGCACAUCAAAUACAAUGGCAGUCACAUUCCAGAGAGUCCACUACAGUUCUUUGUGAAUUAUGAAGGUGGUGGACAUGUGUCAGCAUAUGGCCCAGGUCUUGUCUAUGGUGUCGUCAACAAACCAGCUACUUUUACAAUUGUAACUGAAGAUGCUGGAGAAGGAGGUCUGGACUUGGCCAUUGAGGGACCUUCCAAGGCAGAAAUCAAUUGUGUAGAUAACAAAGAUGGUACCUGUACAGUCUCUUACCUCCCAACCCUGCCAGGUGAUUAUAGUAUCCUUGUCAAGUACAAUGAAAAACAUAUUCCUGGAAGCCCUUUCACUGCCAAAGUUACAGAUGACAGCAGACGAAGAUCACAAGUUAAGGUUGGUUCAGCUGCUGACAUCUCCCUGGACAUCAAUGAAAGUGACCUUAGUUUGCUAUCUGCCAGCAUUAAAUCCCCAUCUGGCCAAGAUGAGCCAUGUCUGCUGAAGAGACUGUCAAACAACCACAUUGGUAUCUCCUUUAUCCCACGGGAAGUAGGUGAACAUCUUGUCAGCAUAAAGAAAAAUGGUAGGCAUGUGGCAAAUAGUCCGAUUGCCAUUAUGGUUGGCCAGUCUGAAAUUGGAGAUGCCAACAGGGUUAAGGUCUCUGGACAAGGUUUGACGACAGGGCGUACAUUUGAAAUGUCCAACUUCAUUGUGGACACACGCGAUGCAGGCUAUGGAGGUCUUGCAUUAUCUAUUGAAGGCCCAAGUAAGGUGGAUAUUAAUACAGAAGAGACUGAGGAAGGCACCUGCAAAGUUUUCUACUGUCCAACUGAGCCAGGCACUUACAUUAUUUACAUCAAAUUUGCUGACGAACAUGUACCAGGGAGUCCAUUCACAGUCAAGGUAACUGGCGAAGGACGAAUGAGAGAGAGCAUCACUCGCAGAAGGCAGGCUGCAUCAGAAGCCAUGGUUGGAAGCAUCUGUGAUCUGAACUUGAAGAUUCCUGAAAUUGAUGUCCGUGACAUGUCUGCUCAAGUGAGCAGCCCCUCUGGAAAGUUGGAUGAUGCUGAGAUCACUGAAAGUGACAACCACACAUACUGUGUCCGGUUUGUGCCACAUGAGAUGGGUGUGCAUACAGUUAGUGUAAUGUAUCGGAACCGGCAUGUACCAGGCAGUCCAUUCCAAUUCACAGUGGGGCCACUUGGUGAAGGAGGAGCUCUCAAAGUGCGAGCUGGUGGCCCUGGUCUUGAGCAAGGAGAAGUAGGAGUCCCAGCUGAAUUCAGUAUCUGGACACGGGAAGCUGGUGCAGGUGGUCUUUCCAUUGCCGUGGAAGGACCUAGCAGGGCAGAGAUUGCAUUUGAAGACAGGAAGGAUGGAUCCUGUGGCGUGUCAUAUGUGGCACAAGAACCUGGAGAUUAUGAGGUGUCUAUCAAGUUCAACGAUGAGUACAUCCCUGGCAGUCCCUUUAUUGUUCCCAUCAUGGCUUCAUCAGAAGAUGCAAGCAGACUUACUGUUACUAGUCUUCAGGAGUCAGGAUUAAAAGUAAAUCAGCCAGUAUCCUUUGCUGUGAGACUGAAUGGUGCUAAGGGUUUGAUUGAUGCCAAAGUUCACAGCCCAUCAGGGGCAGUGGAGGAUACCCAUGUAUCUGAAAUCGAGCCAGACAAGUAUGCCAUUCGUUUCAUUCCUCAUGAGAACGGUGUCCACUCUAUUGAUGUCAAAUUCAAUGGCACUCACAUCACUGGCAGUCCAUUCAAAGUUCGAGUUGGGGAACCUGGGCAGACAGGAGACACGAGUCUUGUUUCAGCUUAUGGAUUAGGCCUUGAAAAAGGAACUACAGGUAUCCAAUCUGAAUUUAUUGUUAAAACUGCUAAUGCCAGCCCAGGCUCACUUAGUGUUGCAAUUGAUGGGCCAUCUAAGGUAAAAAUGGACUGUCGUGACUGCCCUGAAGGAUACAAGAUCCUGUACACUCCCAUGGCACCAGGAGACUACCAAAUUGGAAUUAAAUAUGGAGGACCCUAUCACAUUCUGGGUAGUCCUUUCAAGGCAAAAGUAGCAGGUGCUCGACUGAUUAGUGGUGGCAGUACACAUGAAAGCUCUUCUAUUAUGGUAGAAUCUGUGACCAAAUCCACUACUGUUAGCUCCUACAGUGCUGUCCCCAAAUUUUCUUCCGAUAGCAGCAAAGUGGUGUCUCGUGGCGCAGGUCUCUCCGUUGCGAACCUUGACCAGAAGAGCUGCUUCUCAGUGGAUUGUAGCAGAGCAGGUUCAAAUGUACUACUGGUUGGUGUUCAUGGACCCACAAUUCCAUGUGAGGAAGUAUCUGUGAAACAUGUUGGAAAUGAGCAAUAUAAUGUAACCUAUGUAGUGAAGGAGAGGGGAAACUAUACGCUGGUUGUAAAAUGGGGUGACGAACAUAUUCCUGGAAGUCCAUUCCAUAUUACAGUUCCUUAAGCAGGACACCUCCCUCUGUCUCUCUCAAUCUGGCUACUUCGAAUUCAACGCUCCAGUUCAGUAUCUUGAGUUUUCAAAAGACAUUGCAAUUGCACGAUGGCUUAAAAGCGACAAAAUGGAUGCCAUUAUUCAAAAAAAUGCUGUUGAAUCAGCAACUUCAAAGAAUGGAUUGGGUAAUAGGUAGAAUUGCCAUAGCUAUUGUAUGUAGAAACUGAAAAUUGUGUGGAUUUAUAUAUAAAUAUGAACUAAACUGGGUCAAUUGUAAAACUGGAUUAAUGUACUGGGAUUUCUUUUUUGCUAGCCCUGUAGUUUAGUCAGUCAUAAAUAGCUGUCUGGGCUUCAGAUGGACUCCAACUCAAUGUAAAAUGAGGGGAUACCAUUCUGAAAGUUUUUCUUGGAUGCCAUGCUUUAGUAUAAUAAUGAAAUGAGAGCUAGCUAUGCUGCUUGCUACCAUUUGAUUAGGGGGCACUUGCACUAUCUUGGAAGUUUUCCACAAGGAAUGUGCAAACUGAUCAAAAGAUUUUUGCAAUAUUAUUGGCUAAACAAGUGGAGACUCAGGAAUUCUGGCCUCAAUUUCUGCAAAAGCUGUCCAUGCAUAAACACUGAUCUUAAAUUAUUUGCUGCUGUGGUUGUCUUUAUCACAAUUUGCAAUGUCUACUGCAUGCUCUGUAAUAUCUGUCAUUUUAAAUAGAGGACUGGAUUGGAAUAAGAUGGCAGGCAAGGUGAGAUUUUGAGCACCCAAUUGGUAAAUGUAACUUCUGUCACCUAGUCCUACUUCCCCUGAAGCCAAUGCUUCUUUAAAAGGUAAAUUUGGGGUAACCAGCAAACCAGGCCAGCACCCCCCUUGUUGGACAUAUUUGGCCAAUCACAGAUAUUUUUCCUUCCUCUUAUUGAUCAGUAUUGCUGCAAUUUUAGAUGUACUUGGAUAUUCGUUCUUGGUGCUUCGGCCAAAAUGAACCGGCCCCAUGCAGCAAAGUUGAAAGUUGCUCACCUGAUUCUAGUGCAUAAUAUUUGGGUACAACAUGAAUAGGUCAGUUUGUCGUACAACUGAAUAUUUUUGUUUCAGUAGUUUAAAAGCUGCUAAAUUGCACAACUGUCUUUUAAAAGCUGAACUUAAAUCUAUUUAUACUCUGGCCUUAAUCUUACUAAACAUUUUUCUUGAAGCUGAUUUUGUUGUCAGACAUUGUAACUGAGUUUAAAACCUGGAGAAGAACGGAUUGUCAUUUUUACAAUGCUUUGUGCCUUACUGUGAAAAGCUUAAUGUAACUAGAAACUGACUCAAUAAACUUCAAUAAAUACA